AUGGCUGGACGUGUGUACCUGGUGAUGGUAGUAGUAUUAUGCACUGUUAAUACUAUACGGGGUGACGUUCUCAAAGAAGAUACUGUCAUGGUGUCCAUUCCACAAGGUGAUCUUAUUGGUAGACAAAAUCAAGUAUCCUCGGACCUUUACGUCAAUUUUUUUGGUCGCAUUCCAUUUGCAGCUCCGCCUUUGGGCGAGUUACGCUUCAGUGCACCCGCUCCUCCAAAGGGAUGGGAGGGCCAACGAGAUGCCACUUACUAUGGUCCAGCUUGCACUCAGUUCGGUAGGGUAUUUUACAACCAUUCGCUGGAAAAUAUAGAGCUACCGAUAGGGCUAUUACCUGAUCUCCCUGGCUGGUUUCCUGUGCCAGAUCCGAUUGAAGAUAUAGUAGAAAAGAUUCAAAAUUUAACAUCCCGAAUCCCACUGGACGAGAUCAUUGGCACGAUCAGAAACAUCUCAAACACUAAUGUGACUUUAAGUGAUAUUGUAGGAGAAGAUUGUCUGUAUAUGAAUAUCUACGCUCCUCAGCGCGUGUCGCCAAUACAGGAUGAAACAUUUCCAGUAAUGGUAUAUAUUCAAGGUGGUGCUUUCGCCGUUGGUACAUCGAUGUACCUCUACGAUGGGAGGAUUCUGGCUGAGCGAAAUAAUGUUAUUGUUGUUAACUUCAAUUAUCGUUUAGGAGCACUAGGCUUCCUUAGCACAAUGGACGAAGUAUCACCUGGUAACUACGGUAUGCUCGAUCAAGUAGCGGCUCUAGAAUGGGUGAAGCACAACAUUGUAUAUUUUGGUGGAGAUCCAAGUUCUGUAACGCUUUUUGGGCAGAGCGCCGGUGGUGUUAGUGCCUCGUUGCAAAUGUUAUCACCAUUAAGUGAAGGUCUGUUUAACAAGGUGAUAGUUGAAAGCGGCAACGCUUUAGCAUCUUGGAGUGUCAUCCUUCCGCCAUAUGACGUCACUGAAGGGACAUAUGGAUUAGCUGAUAAUAUUGGAUGUCCACGUCGACCCCACGAAGAUUUACUUGCUUGUCUCAGAACAAAGGACCCGUUUGAAAUUUCAGCUGAGUCACCAUCGGCUAAUGAGAUGAUGUGUGUAUGCGCUCUAACAAUGGAAAAGAAAUUGCUUGUUGACGGCCCGGGAGGAUUUCUUCCGUAUGACCCACUAACGAUAAUGAAAAGCGGAGACUUCAAAAAAGUUCCUCUAAUCAUUGGAUACAAUAAAGAUGAAAUGACCUUUACAAUGAAGUUUCAUUCCAAUGAAAAUGGUAUGACGAAAACUGAAUUCAGGGAGUACCUCUGGAACAAGGCGACUGGCAGGGCAUAUUAUUCUGAUACCAACGUUAAAUAUGAUUAUGUGUUCAAUGCUUUUGAGUUUAUGUACACCCCGUGGGAGAACCCAGAAGACCCACUAUUAAUGAGAGAUUCAUGUGCCGAGUUUUUAAAUGAUCGGGGUUUCAAAGCGCCUGCUCACUGGCAAGCAAGAUUAGCGUCGCAUUAUGGUGUGGAUACAUAUGUAUAUCAAUUUGACUAUCGCAGACCUUCUGCCAGAUGGGACGAGUGGACAGGUGUUCCGCAUUUGGAAGAUCUGUUUUUUGUAUAUGGUGUGCCUUAUAUGCCAGAUAAAUAUCCCUGGAUAAGUUGGACAGAUGGAGACAGGGAUGUAGUAGACACUGUACAAACACUGUGGAAUAAUUUUGUUAAAACUGGAAAUCCCUCACCCGAAGGAGCGUAUAUACCAAACGUUGAAGGAACGUGGGAAAAAUAUACACUGGAGAAUCAGAGAAUGUUUCAUAUCAAUUCUAAAAGUACGAUGAAAAAUGACAGCGUAAAUAGCAAUAUGAAUGCUUACUGGAUGCAGUAUGAUCCGCAGGUUGUUAAGUCAGCCUCAUAUUACGACUGCUGCACUGUUCCAUGCGAGGACGAAGAUAAUGCAAUCACAUCUUCAGCACAUGUUCGUAUUCCUGAUAGAAUCACGAUCGCCAUUGUAACCAUAACGACUAUUUCUUGUCUAUUCAUUUAAUAAAAUGUUCGACUCCCACUAUAAUGGCAGUGUACCAGUGGUUUACAGAAUAAUUGUUCGAACACGCAAUAUGCACAUGCUUAUUUACCAGAUCAAUAAAAAAGGAUAAUUUAUUACACCAU
Molecule: messenger RNA, 2135 nt
Organism: Saccoglossus kowalevskii
Lineage: Eukaryota; Metazoa; Hemichordata; Enteropneusta; Harrimaniidae
Product: cholinesterase-like
Molecular function (GO): cholinesterase activity
Source: RefSeq, a predicted model, not a curated record